AUGGAAACUAGCUUCAACUGUAUUUGCGGACAAGGCUACGUGCUUUCAUCGUCGAGGGAUGCUUGUGUGGACACUGACGAGUGCGCUAUCAAACCGGAAAUUUGUGGGAAAGGAGUCUGCAUGAAUACCCCGGGUUCCCAUCGCUGUGAAUGCUAUCCCGGAUUCCGGUUGACGCCGUCCGGAGUUUGUGAAGAUAUAGACGAAUGUGCCAGGCCGGAGCCGAGUUGCGUUGAUGGACGCUGCAACAAUACCCUCGGGAGUUUCCUUUGCCACUGCGACGAAGGCUGGGCGUUGGAUCACUCGGGCACCGUGUGCAUUGACAGAAGAGAAGAGCUGUGCUUCAGUUCGCACCAAGGUGAUGAAUGCCUGGACCCUAGACUGGAAAUGAUGACCAAGAAAGAAUGCUGUUGCACUGCCGGAGCAGCUUGGGGUGCUCAGCAAUGUGAAAUGUGUCCACUGCAGCACACGAAAGCCUCAUGA
Molecule: messenger RNA, 480 nt
Organism: Notodromas monacha
Lineage: Eukaryota; Metazoa; Arthropoda; Ostracoda; Podocopida; Cyprididae
Source: the annotation of a GenBank genome assembly